UAAAUUAAUUAAUAAAAGAAUCUGCCUGGGCGCCACCUUGCCUUUUAUGGGAGCUUUGGGUGGAGGUCGUUUCGGCUGGUUCUACUGGUGUUAAUUGAUCAUCGCUGCUUUGUGGAAAAGUCAAGAGGAAACGUGUGCAGCUCUCUCUCUUCUUCUCUGACAAGAGCAGCCUCCUUCAUUAAUUGUGUUAAUACUUUUCUUCACUAGCUUCUCUAUCAACCUGCAACAAACAAGAAAUCAUGUGCUGCGGAGACGAUUGUAGGCCGCUGGGCUUUCUCUUGGGCCUUCCCUUUGCCUUUCUCUCCCUCCUCAUCUCAAUCGUCGGCAUCGUCAUUUGGAUCGUUGGGUUGUUGUUGACUUGCAUAUGUCCAUGUUGUUUGUGCGUUACAGUAAUAGUGGAACUUGCUCUUGAGUUGGUCAAAGCUCCUAUUCAUGUAAUGGGAUGGUUCACUUCGCAAAUCCCCUGUUAAUUUCAUUCUUGCGUUGUGUUCGUCUUGUUCCCCUGGUUUUUGGUUGUGUAUAAAGAUAUGUUCUUUUUUUCCUCUUUAUGCUUUGAUAAUAUUGAGGUAUUAUUCUUGAGUCUUGAUCUACCUUUGCAGACAUGGAUGGUACUCUGUUUGAUUUUUGUUGAUGUGAAUUAUUAUCACUUUUCUUUUUCAUGUUCAUCAAGAUAAUAUUCAGAUUUCACUAAAUUGAAGUUCAUUUGGACAAA
Messenger RNA from Mangifera indica (mango), 712 nucleotides. RefSeq names its product signaling peptide TAXIMIN 1. The transcript is spliced from 2 exons. The record is from RefSeq and is a predicted model, not a curated record. NCBI's taxonomy places the organism in Eukaryota, Viridiplantae, Streptophyta, Magnoliopsida, Sapindales, Anacardiaceae. Bases 240 to 470 code for a protein of 76 amino acids.